AUGGUUUGCCCGUGGCACCUUUUUUCCGAAUGCCCCGCAGCUUGCCCCAGAGGCGAGAACGCCAGACGUGAAGAGCGUGAGCUAUCGCGGCGGACAAGUAUUGCUGGUCCCCGACACGCUGACUGGCCCUGCAGAGAUGAACGCUUAGUUGUCCUCGGCGACCGGGUAACUGGUUGGGUCCAUGGUCUGGGCACUCAGGGAGAAUGCCCAGUUGUUCAGGGCCUGAUAGAAUACUCCAAGAUAAUCAAUUUGGGCCACGAUACCGCGGUGGAAGAAAGAAACAUGGUGCAGUCUGUUUCGAAAGAGGAGAUGCACUAUAGAACGGCCCAGCGUCUAGGACUGUAUGGCAUGUAUGAUACAGCUGCCGACUUUAUCAGAAGCGAAAUUAUUCUGCCUCCCACGGACGAAUGGCCUCGACUCACCCCACCUCCCAACACGUCACAGUGGGUGACCUGGGACCUUAACUUCAAUGAUCGGGGCGAUGGGGUCUCUGGAUACACCUGCCCUGGGAUCAUGGUAAUCACACGUGUAGGCCACGCGAACCAAGAGUUGCCCCAUGUCAAUGAUAUCGCCAUCAGUAUGUAUAGGAAAGCGCACGGGGACCUGGACAACUUGGCAUGCAUCUAUGCUUGUCACAUCGGAAACCAGCAGACCUUAGAAGUUAUUCGAAUUGUGCUAGGGGAGACUGCAAUGGCACCUAGGCAGCUGAAGUCUUUUGGACGGCUCAGUGAAGAAUUUGCUCGUAUCGUGGGUACUCGCAUUGGACGUAUUGUUUCAUAUGGCAUCAUUAGAGCCUUUGGUCAAAAUUCGAUGCGCAUUUCCCGGAUCAGUGUCUAUAAAGUCAGUGUCAACGGGUCGUGGAAUCUACGCUUCGAGCUUGAGCGCAUUGCUGCUCCUGGGCCUUAUAUGUGUUGGCACAACCUCAAGACUGGCGAGAAGAGGGAGAUCACAGCGGAGAACAACCCUAAUGACUGGCCAUAG
Penicillium chermesinum is the source of this 981-nucleotide messenger RNA. RefSeq lists its product as uncharacterized. The transcript has a single exon. Bases 1 to 981 code for a protein of 326 amino acids. The record is from RefSeq and is a predicted model, not a curated record. NCBI's taxonomy places the organism in Eukaryota, Fungi, Ascomycota, Eurotiomycetes, Eurotiales, Aspergillaceae.